AUGUCACAGUGGUCGCAAGCUUCCCUCACGCCGUCUCGACCAGCCCCUGCACCACCAGGAGCGCGCGGCUCUCCCUCCAGUUUACCACCAUCAAGAUCCAAUGGCCGUCUACCAGCUGUUGCUGCGACUCCAAUCUACACUUCCAAGUCGUAUGCCAACUCCUUCCCAACAAUGCAAACUGGCAAUAAAGGGCCCAGCGAUGUCUCAAGUGCUAUCAUCCGGAUGGGAGCUGCAAAUAUGAAGGAGGAAGGUCUGCGCAGCUUCCUGUGGAGUAAGCGAUGGCUUGUGCUCACCGUGUCCGAGUUGCAGAUAUUCAAGAACGAACAAUCUUCUUCGCCCUCCGUUGUUUGUCAACUGGCUGAGGUUGUGGAUGUCCAGCGCGUGGAUCUCAAACCCUUCUGUGUCGAGGUGGAGAUGAAGGACAAGAAGUUGCUGUAUUUCGCGUUCCGGUCGGACGAAGAAGUCUAUGGGUGGAUGGACGACAUCAACUCGCGCUCACCACUUAUGGGCGUUAGUCAACCGAUCAACUUUGUGCACCAAGUUCAUGUCGGUUUCGAUCCAGUAUCCGGGGGAUUCAUCUGGACGAAGCUGCUCACGUCCUCAGCCAUCACCCAGGAGGAUGCAGCUCGCGAUCCCGAAGCUGUCGUAGAUGUGCUGCAGUUUUAUAUCAACCAGCAGCUGGGACAGUCUUCGCAACAGUUUUAUGGAGCCGGACCUAUCUAUCCUCAAGACACCUCCGUGGGCAAGGGCCGAUUCAAUGGCUUGGGUCUCGGUGGGCAAGGUCCCUCUAGCUCGGCGCCGACACCUCUUCCGUCCUCGGCGGGUCCUCCUCAGAAAGAUUUGUCGUCGCACUCUCAUGCCCAGGUUUCUCGAAGCCCCGACGCUGCUCGUGAAGAUAGGACGCAGCUGGUCGCAGAGCGCAAGGCCCCCCCACCCCCGCGACCAGCUCAGCCCACGCCUCCGGUAGCGGAAGUCAAGACACCCGCUGCUGUGACAGAGCCAGUUGCGCCUCCAUCGUCGCGGACCAAACCGUCGGAGCCGCCUGCCCCCCCAGCAGUUGCACCGACUCCCGCAGCCCCGUCACGUCAUGUGGAGAAGCGCAUUAGCACUAUGAACGAAGCACAGAUCAUGGACAAGCUUCGGUCAGUUGUCAGCGCCGAUGAUCCCUCGACGAUCGCAUCUGGAAUGGUCUUCGUUGCAAAGACCAUCAACACCGGGAAGAAGGUGGCCAUCAAGCAAAUGGACUUGGCUCAGCAGCCUCGCAAGGAGCUUAUCGUGAACGAGAUCAUCUUCAUGAAGGAAUCUCGCCACCCAAAUGUCGUUAAUUUUUUGGAGGCGUUCUUGGUCAAGAGCACUGAGCUCUGGGUCGUCAUGGAGUAUAUGGAGGGUGGCGCGCUCACGGACGUCAUCGAGAACAACAAGCUCUCAGAGGAGCAAAUUGCAUCAAUCUGUCUUGAGACCUGUAGAGGAUUGCAACAUCUUCACUCCCGUUCAAUCAUUCACCGCGACAUCAAGUCUGAUAAUCUCUUGAUGAAUGCGUUCGGAGAAGUCAAGAUCACGGACUUCGGCUUCUGCGCCAAACUCACGGAUCAGAAAUCCAAGCGUGCAACCAUGGUUGGGACCCCAUACUGGAUGGCACCGGAAGUGGUGAAGCAAAAGGAGUAUGGAGCCAAGGUCGAUAUUUGGUCUUUGGGUAUCAUGGCGAUUGAGAUGAUCGAAAACGAACCGCCGUACCUGGAUGAGGAACCGUUGAAGGCCUUGUAUCUGAUCGCCACAAAUGGUACUCCUACCCUCAAGCAGCCCGACAAAUUGAGCCAAGACUUGAAGCAGUUUUUAAGCGUCUGCCUUUGCGUUGAUGUCAAUUUCCGCGCUACUUCAACGGAGCUGCUCAAGCACCCCUUCCUUCGACUGGCAUGUCCUGUCAAAGAACUUGCACCUCUGUUGCGCUUCCGACAGACCUUGCCUAAGGCCACUUCCUCCAAGACUGCGGGCAAGCCCCUGCACAAGUUCUACGUCGACUACUCUGUCCCUGCCAACGACAACGUUUUCGACCCUGCCGCGUUCGAGAAGUUCCUUCACGACCGCAUCAAGGUCGACGGCAAGCCUGGCCAGCUUGGUGACUCUAUCCAGCUGUCGAAGGAGGGUAACAAGCUCGUCCUGACCUCGAACAUCCCCUUUUCGAAGCGCUACCUCAAGUACCUUACCAAGAAGCACCUCAAGAAGAACUCGUUCGAGAACUUCCUCCGCGUCGUCGCCACCUCGAAGGACACCUACUCUCUCCGCUACUUCAAGGUUGACCAGGACGACGUUGACGACGAGGAGUAA
This is a messenger RNA of Trichosporon asahii var. asahii CBS 2479, 2325 nucleotides long. RefSeq names its product Ste20. Lineage: Eukaryota; Fungi; Basidiomycota; Tremellomycetes; Trichosporonales; Trichosporonaceae. Gene Ontology annotation, biological process: regulation of MAPK cascade; translation; intracellular signal transduction. Gene Ontology annotation, molecular function: protein serine/threonine kinase activity; ATP binding; structural constituent of ribosome. Gene Ontology annotation, cellular component: cytoplasm; ribosome. The transcript is spliced from 11 exons. Bases 1 to 2325 code for a protein of 774 amino acids. The record is from RefSeq and is a predicted model, not a curated record.